AUGAAGGAUUUACGGGAUGCUAUGAGAUUGUCCAAGAUUAAAAUGGAGCUUGAAAAUCUAUACAAGAAUGAUCCUUUCUGCAGCACUAGUGGCACGAAAGAUGAUGGUUCUCAUAGCACACUCCCAGUUGAACCAAAUGAUCAGAAAUCUGAGGAUCAUCACCCUGAUAAAACUGAACGAGAGAAUACACCACGAAAUGACGACUAUGAAGCAGAUGAAGAUGAAAGCAGUACAGAUGAGAACUCUGAGGAAGAGGAUGGCAUUGCUGAGGAUAACAAUGAAGAUGGAGAUAAUAAUGAGGAACAUAACUACGGUGAUGAUAGCGAUGAUGGUGACAGUGACGAUGAUUCUAAUGAUGAUGAUGAUGAUGACAUCGAAAGAUCUCCCAUCAUUGGAAAAAUCGUGAUGAUUCCUCCUACUGAUCGAUACUAUCCCCUAAACGGUCGAAACGACUAG
Molecule: messenger RNA, 456 nt
Organism: Ipomoea nil (Japanese morning glory)
Lineage: Eukaryota; Viridiplantae; Streptophyta; Magnoliopsida; Solanales; Convolvulaceae
Product: prostatic spermine-binding protein-like
Exons: 1
Coding region: 1-456 (151 amino acids)
Source: RefSeq, a predicted model, not a curated record